Didymodactylos carnosus is the source of this 1605-nucleotide messenger RNA. The record is from the annotation of a GenBank genome assembly. NCBI's taxonomy places the organism in Eukaryota, Metazoa, Rotifera, Eurotatoria, Philodinida, Philodinidae.
AUGGCUGAAAAUUCAACAGAUGAACCGUUUAUCACCGAUACAAGCACAGCUGAUUCAACACAAGUAGGCUGUACAUCAUGGUUAUUAAUGUCAUGUAUUAUCCUGACAAUGUCAACAGCAUUUGUCUUCGGAUGGGGUCUUGGCGCACCGAAUCAAUAUAAUGUAUUUACUGAGAAAUUUUUGAGUGGUAGUAAUCCAUGUAUUGUUAAACCUCCCGAUGAUUCACUAUUGAACUUAGCCACAUCGACAAUACCAGAUGCCAUUGUUGCGAUGGGGGUGAACGUUGAAAAUCCUAUGGAAGACAUAACUACAAAAAUACCAACAAGACAUCAAAUACGACCUCGUUUUAAUUUUGUAUUGGAAUUAAUCAAGGGCCUGCCGCAAACUGCAUUUUUAAUUGGUGCAUUCAUUGGCGCAUUAACUGGUCCACAUUGGACCAGCUGCCUUGAUCGCAAGAAAAGUGUUUAUGCAAAUUUUGUAUUUUGUUUUGCAUCAUCCAUUUUUGUUAUAUUAUCAUAUUAUUUACGUUACCCAUCGUUCUUUUAUACAUCACGUGUUUUAUUGGGUUAUCAAGGAGGAAUGGCUUGCGUUAUAGUACCACCAUAUAUUGGGGAAAUUGCUUCGCAGAAGGUACGGGGUGCAGCAGGUGCCUCGUUUCAAUUGUCACUUACGAUUGGUAUUUUAAUGGCGCAAAUCACUGGUCUACCUGCUCUGGCUGGAACAUGUCGUGGUUGGGGCUGGGGCUUAGGUAUUGUGUUCAUUUUACCGUUGAUUGCCACCUUUCUCUUGUUUUUCGUUCCAAAUUCACCAACACAAUUGAUAAGAAAAUAUGGUAAUGAAGAACAAGCUAAAAAGGAUUUAAAAAAAUUACGUGGUACUCCAGACGUUAGUAAGGAUUUGACUACUAUUCAUGCUCAAUCAAACGCAGAAGGUGGUACCAAAUCAUUAUCGGUAAUUGCUGUUAUUACCACACCACGUUAUCGUUGGCCAAUGAUAACAGCCGUUGCAUUACAAUUUGCUCAAGCAUUUUCUGGUAUUAAUGCCGUCUUUUUCUAUUCAUCAAAAAUGUUUCAGAAAGCGGGCAUCCCAGAUAACUUAAUUCCCGUUGCUAAUAUUCUCACAGGUUUUAUUAACGUCGUGGCUACUAUUGUUGCGUUAUUAUUGAUGGAAAAAGUUGGCCGUAAACCACUAAUUCUUGGUCCAAUGAGUGUUAUGGUAGUUGUAUUUGGUAUUUUGACGGCCUUAGUUGAAGUUAAUGAAAGAAAAAAUGAUCCUACAUUAGGUUGGGUUAGUGUCGUUUUUGUUCUCAUUUUCAUUGUUUGUUUUGCUAUUGGUCUUGGACCAAUACCAUUUUUCUAUACGUCUGAAGUAUGCCGUCCCGAAGCACGUGAUAGUAUACAAUCAUUGGGUCAGGUGGCCAAUUAUCUUGGUAACAUAUUAUUAUCAUUAUUUUUUCCGAUAUUAAAUUCAAUAUUAGGUGGGUAUGUAUUUCUUAUAUUUUGUCUAUUAGUUUUAUCUUUCGCAAUAUUUUUAUAUAUAAAAAUGCCCGAAACAAAAAAUAAAUCAAUUGAAGAAAAUGAAAAACAUUGGAACAUUACUAAAUGA